This is a messenger RNA of Cornus florida, 791 nucleotides long. Its product is annotated as agamous-like MADS-box protein AGL62. The transcript has a single exon. Gene Ontology annotation, biological process: positive regulation of transcription by RNA polymerase II. Gene Ontology annotation, molecular function: protein dimerization activity; RNA polymerase II cis-regulatory region sequence-specific DNA binding; DNA-binding transcription factor activity, RNA polymerase II-specific. NCBI's taxonomy places the organism in Eukaryota, Viridiplantae, Streptophyta, Magnoliopsida, Cornales, Cornaceae. The record is from RefSeq and is a predicted model, not a curated record. Bases 93 to 659 code for a protein of 188 amino acids.
AUAAGAAGGCCGUGUCUUCACUCUCACUUCAAAACCCUACCCCUCCUAAAUUUUCCUCCCAAUUCUCAUCAUCUCCAUCAAGCUUGUGUGUGAUGGAGAAGCAGCCGAAGAAGAAAGGUAUGGGACGCCGUAAGAUCGAAAUCCGGAAAAUAGAAAAGAAAAGUCGUUUAAUGACUUCCUUCUCCAAGCGCAGGGGCGGCCUGUUCAAAAAAGCGGCUGAAUUGAGCACCUUGUGCGGUGCCAAUGUUGCCGUGAUCGUCAAGUGCCCUGCCGCAGAGAAGAUUCAUGCCUUUGGAACCCCGUCCGUCGAUGCCGUCCUCAACCGCUUCCUCUCCCAAAAUCCUCCUGAAGAAAAAGUGUUGGAAGAGUGUGAAAGGAAUUGGUGGGACGUGGAGAUUGAUGAACUAGGGUUGAAUGAGCUUGAGGACUACAAGACUGCAUUGGAAGUGCUGAGGAACAACGUGGUGGCUCGAGCCGACGAGAUGGCCAUGGCGAGUGCGAGUGCGAGUGCGAGUGCGAGUGCGAGUGCGAGUGCUUGUUCGUCUAAUUUGAUGGAGUCCGAUCUUUUUGAAGAUAUUCCAGAAUUAGACUUCACCGACUUCGACUUUGAUUUUGAUUUUGAUUUUACUAGUGAGUUUAUUAAUGAACAUCAAAAUUAAACUAGGGUUUUUUGUUCAAUAAUUACAGUAUUAAGGUUUGUGUAUAGAGUACAGUAUGUGAUUGAUUUUGAUGUAUUAAUUGAUCGAUUUGUAUAAAAUGCUAUAAUCAAGGGAGUUUAGUCUUCUGUUUAA